Geodia barretti is the source of this 294-nucleotide messenger RNA. Lineage: Eukaryota; Metazoa; Porifera; Demospongiae; Tetractinellida; Geodiidae. The record is from the annotation of a GenBank genome assembly.
AUGAUCUCCCCGGAGGAAGUGGAACUGACCCUGGCGGAACAUCCCGGGGUCGCCGAGUCGGCGGUCAUUGGCGUGGAGGACCUGGAGUGGGGCGAAGAGGUCAGAGCCGUGGUCGUGGCGGCGGACCGCGGGGUCACCGAGCAGGACCUCAUCGAUUUCUGCCGAGACCGGUUGGCAGGGUUCAAGCGGCCGCGGUCGGUGGUGUUCGUGGACGAAUUGCCGCGCAACGUGAUGGGCAAAGUGCUCAAACGAGACCUGCGGGAGGAAUUCGGUCACCCCGUGGUGAAUUCUUGA